This is a messenger RNA of Prunus avium (sweet cherry), 1375 nucleotides long. The record is from RefSeq and is a predicted model, not a curated record. NCBI's taxonomy places the organism in Eukaryota, Viridiplantae, Streptophyta, Magnoliopsida, Rosales, Rosaceae.
AGCGGAGGCUUCUUGCUUUUACUGGUUGGAAAUUUAUGGAUAUAUUGGGGUAUGCAGAGAAGAAAGUUCAUCAAACUCAAAGAGAAAUACUUCAAAGAAAAUGGUGGCUUAUUGUUACAAAAACAACUCGCUAGUCAAGGAGGCUCUAUGGAAACAACAAAACUCUUUACAGCAGAAGAACUUGAGAAGGCCACGAACAAUUACCACGAAAGUAGAAUCCUUGGUGAAGGAGGCUAUGGAACGGUUUACAAAGGAAUAUUACCAGAUAAAAGCGUGGUUGCUAUAAAGAAGUCAAAAGUUAAUGGUGCGCCAGCUCAGAGUGACGUUUUUAUUAAUGAGGUGAUUGUCCUUUCUCAAAUCAAGCACAGAAAUGUGGUGAGGUUAUUAGGUUGUUGUUUAGAGACACCGGCGCCAUUACUGGUUUACGAGUUCAUCGUUGAGGGCACUCUUUCUGAGCACAUCCAUAAAAAAAAUGGCAAAAGAUCGUCACUUUCGUGGGAGCUGCGAUUGAAUAUAGCGACAGAAACAGCAGGAGCACUAGCAUACUUACACUCCUCUGCUCUCAUGCAAAUUAUCCACCGAGAUGUGAAAGCAACAAACAUACUAUUAGAUGAACAUUACACGGCAAAAGUGUCCGACUUUGGAGCUUCAAGAGUGCAAGGAACAUUUGGAUACUUAGACCCCGAAUACUUCCUUACGAAUCAACUGACGGAAAAGAGUGACGUCUAUAGCUUCGGAGUUGUCCUUAUGGAGCUAUUGACAAGCAAAGUGGCACUUUCUUUGGCCAGGCCCGAGGAAGACAGAAACCUAGCCAACUUCUUUGUUCGUUUCAUGGAGGAAGAUCGCUUGAAUGAGGUUCUUGAUGAUGACAUAGUCAACGAGAGAAACGUUGAGACACUAAAAAAGGUGGCAGAAGUCGCAAAAAGAUGUGUAAGGUUAAAAGGGCAGGACAGGCCUAGCAUGAAAGAAGUAGCAAUGGAGCUAGAGGGAAUGAGAGUUACACCAAAGCAACCAUGGGGAAAAUCUGAAGUUUCAAGUCCAGAAGACACUGAGCACUUACUUGGUUCAGCUAUGAAAUUAGACGCUUAUUUUGUGGAUGUUAGAGGUGAUUUUGGUUCUAGAGGUGCAACUAUUGGUACAACCAGUGGGUACGAUAGCAUGCAAAUCCAAAUGGUAAUGCCGUAUGAUGGGCGAUAGUUGACUGACUUAAUGUCGCUAUUGUCUAAUGAUCAUGUAGUUUAGGGAAUCUAAACCACUAUUAAUUUGUGCAUUCUCUUGUAAAUAUUUUUUGUGUGCAUAAAUAUAUACUGUUCUUUGUUGGUCAUGUAGUAUAUCCUGUUCUUUGUUGGUCUUGUUGGUUUAUUGAUUCUUUGAA